Molecule: messenger RNA, 2624 nt
Organism: Mesocricetus auratus (golden hamster)
Lineage: Eukaryota; Metazoa; Chordata; Mammalia; Rodentia; Cricetidae
Gene: Coil
Product: coilin
Exons: 7
Coding region: 24-1757 (577 amino acids)
Biological process (GO): spliceosomal snRNP assembly
Cellular component (GO): Cajal body
Molecular function (GO): U2 snRNA binding; U1 snRNA binding
Source: RefSeq, a predicted model, not a curated record
GAACCUCUCGGCUUCCGUUGAGCAUGAGCAAGAUGGCAGCCUCCGAGACGGUUAGGCUACGGCUUCAAUUUGAGUAUCCGCCUCCGGCCACGCCGCACUGCACGGUCUUCUGGCUUCUGGUAGACCUGAAUAGAUGCCGAGUUGUCACGGAUCUCAUCAGUCUCAUCCGCCAGCGCUUCGGCUUCAGUUCCGGGGCGCUCCUGGGCCUCUACCUGGAAGGGGGCCUAUUACCCCCCGCCGAGAGCGCGCGCCUGGUGAGAGACAACGACUGCCUCAGGGUUAAGUUAGAAGAGGGAGAGCUCCCUGAGAAUUUCGUAGUAAGCAAUGGCGGUGACUCGAAUUUUCUACCCAGAAAAGCAAAGAAGCGGGCUUUUAAGUUGGUGGACAGUGAAGAAGUGGACCUGGGUUACAAGUGCUCCAAGAAGCACUGGCGGAAGCUAGAGGACAGCAGCUAUAAAGAGAAGGCCUUGGACCUGGAAACAAAGCCUGUUCCAGAUGAGGUGGGGGUGGGGAGGACGAAAAGCAAGAGGAAAAACAAAGUGACAAGGAGCCCAGCAGAGGAGGAGGAAGAGGCCAGGAAGAAGUCGCCCAAGAGAAAGGAGAAAUGUGAACAUAAGAAGCAGACCAAGGCCCCCAAGUCUCCCAAAACACAGGCGCCCAAGGAGUGGAGCCCACACAACUGCAACUCGCCCAAGGGCUCCCCCAAAGUCUCCCCCAGAAGCAGCCUCACCAAAGCCCGGAGGAAAAGCAGCACGGGGCCAAAAGGGGGCUCAGGCUACCUGUCAGAGUCUGAUUCUUGUCCAGAAUCGGUCAGCGAUGGCCACUGCAGUGUCACAGUGCCUGGGGUCACCUUUUCAGAGACACUCUCAGCUGAGCUGUUGAAAGAUGGGCCUGCUGUAAAAACUGCCGCUGCCAACAGACAGCCCUCGAAGCCCGCCUUUCCCUGCAGCUCCGGCAAGGGCAAGGCCAUCAGAAGCUCGUCGUCCAGUUCAGACUCCAGUUCCGAGUCGGAAGACCAGUUCGUGAUGUCCAAGAACAUCCCUGAGGGCGCCUCGGACUUCUUAAAGACAGCCGGUCUCUUUGCAGGGCAAGGGUGUCCAGGGCUGACAUUGCAGACUCCCGGGGUUAUGGGCUGGAAGCCUUCUGAGUCGAGCAGAGGCAGGCAAGCUCCUGGUCCUCCUCCCAGUGUGCCUGUCCCCACCAGCCUGGGAAGAGGAUGGGGUCGAGGAGAGGACUUCUUGUUGGGGAAGGGGCUGAGGGGCCGGGGUGUACGGGGCCGAGGUCGAGGCCGAGGGCCUGCUGUCUCCUGUAUCUUCAAUAGAAACUCUGAGAGUCAGAAGCAGAAACAGUUAAAUGACAUCCUAACGAACUCGUCCACUGUGAUCCAGAAUCCUGUAGAAACACACAAGAAGGACUAUAGUCUAUUGCCACUGUUGGCAGCUGCCCCUCAAGUCGGUGAAAAGAUUGCAUUUAAGCUUUUGGAACUCACGUCGGACUACUCUCCUGAUGUCUCUGACUACAAGGAAGGAAAAAUAUUAAGCCAUGACCCAGAGACCCAGCAAGUGGAUAUAGAAGUCCUCUCAUCCUUACCAGCUUUGAAAGAACCUGGGAAGUUUGAUUUGGUCUAUCACAAUGAAAACGGGACUGAGGUGGUGGAGUACGCUGUGACACAAGAGAGGAGGAUCACUGUGCUUUGGAAAGAGUUGAUUGAUCCAAGACUGAUUAUUGACUCCUCCGGUAACAUCUCAAGUAAAUAGCGUGUCUGCCCAUAACCUCUGACCUCGUCGCCUCGCAGUCUCUUAAGUAUUGUUUGUGACCGUGAUCAUAGCCUGAAGUUUUAAAAAGAAGAUCGAAUGUUAUUUGGACUUUCUGUUGUCUUCACUUUACCGUAUUAGAAAAGAAAAUCUACCUCAUCGUUUAGAGUAACGUGGGUGUUAGUUUGUGGAUCUUUAUUUCUCUCAGACUAAACUCAGUAGCCCGGUAGAAAGCGCGGUGUUCCCUGCGGGCAGACCAGAGUGGCAGUGCUCUCUCUCCUCCACGUCCUGGCCCGCCGGUAGCUACCGUCAGUAGGGUUACCCUGCCACACGCAAGAUCGUGCUGUGCAUCUUGCUUUUGUUUUUUUAAAAGUCACAUUUAAAAUACUAAGGCAUGUUUCUUGACUUAAUUUUUUGACACGUGAGAUGUUCUGUUAAGCCUAGAGCAUCUCACGCAUUCGGAGCAUUUUAUACUUGUCAUCCUCAAGACUUAGUACACCUGGAUUUGUUGCAGGUGAUAAGUUAAGGAUCCUUUCACCUUUUCCAGCUGUAAAACACAGGGUUCUCAGGGCCCUGGUAGAGGCCGUGAGUGGGAAGAUGACUUGUCAUAUUGCCUGGAGGACAGCUGGCCUCCCACUGCCAGAGGGCUGGCCAUGAACUUCGGACCAGGGGGCAAAUGACCUUGCCACAGGAUUCCAGGAGCCUGGUUCAGCAUGCUGAAUUGAGGAUCUUGAACAGAAAUUUCCUUUUCUGUUAUUAUUCAGCAAAGCUAAAAGCUGAAUAUAAACUGUGAAAUUGCUUUCUUUUAACGAAAAUGUAGAUCCCUCCUUCAGCUUUGCAAAUUUUUAAAUAAAAUCAUAUUGAAAUGGA